AUUCGACCCACGUUAAGAGAGCCCAAAAGAACCAGGCAUCACUGCCUAAGCCGAGCAACCCAAGUGUUGCUGCACGGAAAAUAACUGGUGAUUUAGUCGCACAGUCUACCCCCAAGACUGUUCGUCCGGUCAAUAAAGAGCCCAAGAUUCAAAAACGCACACUGACCUCCAAACAACAAGUUACUAAACCUGAACCCAUCGUGAAACCUGGUAAAUUAACAACAGUUCGUGACGAUUCUCUCAUUAUCAUGAACCUCGUUGACAAUCCUGAUCUUCCUCUCAGUCUGCAGGACAAAAACGACAGGAUGCUCUGGGGUGAAUUGAACAAGAAGCUUGAACUUCCUAGAAUAGAGCCUUUGACGGUCACCCGGCUCACUCGAGGAAAGGAUUCUAAGCAUCUAAAUCACCCGAGGCUUCUCCGAGUAACACUUAAGAAUGCUACCGACGUAGAGGACGUCUUGCUAGCAAGUCACUUGCUGAAAUCAGAUGGUAACGUAAGAAUAUUGCCCGACAUACCGUACUCUGAGCGCAAUAUCAUACGAAACGUCCCUAAAGAAUCUCGCGAGAAGUUUUUCCGCGGAAGAAACAUAAUUGUCCAAGGUAUACCGGAAAAUGCAGACCCUACUCAAUCAAAUUCUGACAUCAGGGAAUGGAAAUUCAUCAAACAGUCCUUGAGGCUCAAACACAUACUGACUCAGCAUGUGACGAGACUAGCCAAGAAGGACGGUGAUCUUAGACCCCGUCUAAUGAAGAUAACCUUCCCAUCUUCCCACAUGGCGGCUGCAGUUCUGGAAGCAUUUCGUGCUAAUAGACGUCGAUUGCCACCUGGAAUCCACAUGCACCCGGAUAGGCCAUACGAAGUUAGGACCAAGAACAAAGGCAAGUUGGAGCUGACCAUUCCACUUGUGGACUGUCUAAACGAUAAAAAAAACGUGUAAAGGACAGGGCCUACCACCUCGGCAAACCUCAUAUAGGUGGGCUACCUGUCCAUUCACACAAGGUUCAUACAGAAAAACAGGACGAAGCUCACGCGUUCCAAAUUGAAAGCAUAAACUGCUUAUAUAUGAACGCCGCGAGUCUACCAAACAAACUGGAUGAACUACGUGAACUUAGCAGCGCUAAUAAGGCCCAUCUGAUAGGAAUAUCUGAAACCUGGAUAUCUUCUCAGUUCUCGGACCAAGAGUUAGCAUUGACUGGGAUGACUUUGUUCCGCAACGACAGAAAAACAGGAAUUGGGGGCGGAGUAGCCAUAUACAUAAGCUCUUGCUUGGAGGUGCACCAGGUUCACAACCUCGAGUUUAACAAUCUUGAGGAAUCCAUAUGGUGCUCUGUAAGACUGUCUAGUACUUCCAGGUGUCUAGUCGGAGUCAUUUACAGGAAGCCAACUGCCGACACCGAGUACGAUAGUCGUAUGCUGGAAGGACUAUCCCGCUCUAUCCGUCUCGGUUUCACACACAUCCUGAUUCUAGGGGACUUUAAUCUCCCUAGAGUCAACUUCGCGGAACACACGUACACUGGAGGCGACAACUCAAUUGAAGCUCGGUUCUACAACCUCAUCGAUAACUUGGGCUUAUAUGAAAAUGUGAGGUCGGCAACUCGUUGGAGAAACAGUCAGACACCAUCGCGCUUAGACUGUGUAUUCACUAACGAAGAAUUCCUAGUCGACAACCUCUCAAUCCUGGCUCCUCUGGGAAAAAGCGAUCAUGCCGUCAUAGCCUUCAGUUUUGUCAUCAAAACUAAGCUAAGGUAUCCCAACAAUAAUUUGCGUUGGAAUUUUAAACGGCUGAACGUGCCAGCUCUACAUGACUAUCUACAACAGGUCGUUUGGGAUGUUCACCCUCAAAUCGAUGUGGAUGGUCAUUGGGACUUUUUACUGCACACGCUCUUAUGUGCUACAGACCAUUCAGUUCCUCAAACGGUUCCCAAAAGCUUCAAGCCACCUACAGUAAUCAAGAACCGUACCCUUCGCCUCCUAAGCCGCAAACGGCACUGUUGGGCGGAAUACAAACGAACUAAUAACGAUGGAGCGUAUAGGCAAUACAAACAUAUCAGGAACACAUGCACGAAGGCUAUAAGAGAAGACAGGCUUCAGUACCAAACAAAGCUUAUGGACAAAUUCGCCUCUAACCCUAGAAGCCUAUUCCGUUAUGCAGCCUCUCUUCGUCAAGCCAAAACAGGAGUUUCUCAACUGCUAGGUCUUAACGGCCCGACCAACAACGAUGGCGACGCCGCUAACCUUCUGGCGGCCCAUUACUCUCAAACAUUUCAACCGGCUGACAUCAACUUUAUUGACGACAGUUUCAUCUCCAACUCCACAGGACUUUCUGAAGUGGACCUAAGCGCUGACUUGGUGUUCCGGAAAUUGCAGCACUUAAGACUUGACACUUCUCCUGGCCCGGAUAUGGUUCAUCCUGCCAUACUGAGGGAGGCAGCCUCAAUCCUGGCAACGCCGCUUAGCGUGAUGUUUUCACACUCGCUUAGCCGAGGCAAAUUACCGGAAAAUUGGAAGUUGGCUCACAUCACACCAAUUUUCAAAGGUGGUCGACGCAAUGAACCUUCAAGUUAUCGGCCGGUGGCUCUUCUGUCAUUACCUUCAAAACUCAUGGAGUCCCUGAUAUGCGACGGUUUAAAUGACUAUCUACUGUCCUUAAAUUUCUUCUCACCCCAACAGCAUGGUUUCAGGAAGGGUUACUCUUGUAUAACCAACCUGCUGACUGCGGUGGACAAAUGGACAAGCAUCCUCGAUUGCAAGGGAAAGGUUGACGUCAUUUACCUUGAUUUCUCAAAAGCUUUUGAUAAGGUUAACCACUUGUGUCUUAUCAACAAGCUCAAACGACUAGGUAUCAAACCACCUCUAAUCGAUUGGCUUACUUCAUACCUAAAAAAUCGACACUUUAAGGUUAGGGUUAAUUUCACUUUAUCUCAGGCUAUGGAAUGUCCUAGUGGGGUCCCCCAGGGCUCAGUACUAGGGCCUCUUCUCUUCUUGAUCUACAUAAAUGAUCUUCCUCAACAGGUAACGUCAGAUUUAUUACUUUUUGCCGACGACGUGAAACUUUGGAGAGAGAUACGCAACCAAGACGAUACACAGGCACUUCAGGAUGAUCUGACGCGACUUCAAAGUUGGGCAGACGAUAACGGACUUACCUUUAACACUUCAAAGUGUAAAGUAGUCCAUCUGCGACAUGUAGCAAACUACAGUUACAACUUAGGAAACUCCUCUCUAGUAGUAUCCCAAGUCGAAAAAGAUUUAGGAGUCCUGGUACCCCAUGACUUAAAGUCUUACGCUAACUGUGACAAAAAUGCCUUCCGAGCAAACCUUGCACUGGUAACGUUGAAGCGCAUUUUUGGACAGUUUGACGGACGAACUUUCCACACAAUCUUCAAUAGUUUUAUCCGUCCCCAUUUAGAGUACGGAAACAUAGUACUCCCCCCUCACUCCAGAAGGACAAGGUCACUUUGGAGCGUAUCCAACGGCGAGCCACGAAAUCAGUUCGAGGACUCAAAUCUAAGCCUUACGAAGAACGCCUCCGUUCACUAGACCUUUACCCACUAGAAUAUAGGCGUCUUAGAGGUGAUUUACUAAUGGCUUACAGUAUUCUUAACACUUCUGGACAUCCUCUUAAACACCUACUUAAGCUUAGUUCGAAUAAUAACCUAAGGGGUAACACCCAGAAACUGGAAACACAACAUAGCAAGACGGAAUGUAGACACAACUUCUACUCCUUAAGAGUUGUCAAAAGCUGGAAUUCGCUGCCGGCCGAGCUAGUCCAAGCGACUUCUCAGGAGUCCUUCAAGAGGCAACUUGACCUAUUCUUAAGGACCAAGGACAGCAUCACAUUAUGAUUUACCAAUUUCUUUUCCUUUUUAUUGUUAACAUACCUAGGUUCCUGCCUGGAGGAUUUGGUGAUCCCCUGCUACUAGACACGG
This is a messenger RNA of Schistosoma mattheei, 3927 nucleotides long. NCBI's taxonomy places the organism in Eukaryota, Metazoa, Platyhelminthes, Trematoda, Strigeidida, Schistosomatidae. The record is from the annotation of a GenBank genome assembly.